Manis javanica (Malayan pangolin) is the source of this 1621-nucleotide messenger RNA. RefSeq names its product G protein-coupled receptor 19 (gene GPR19). Gene Ontology annotation, biological process: G protein-coupled receptor signaling pathway. The record is from RefSeq and is a predicted model, not a curated record. Lineage: Eukaryota; Metazoa; Chordata; Mammalia; Pholidota; Manidae. Gene Ontology annotation, cellular component: plasma membrane. Gene Ontology annotation, molecular function: G protein-coupled receptor activity.
AGUCUCCCCCUGAGCCACAUGAUCUAUUUCCCAUGUGACACAUUCCAGAGCCUUGGAAAGAAGGGAGGGGCACCAAAAGUGUGGGGCUGGGGGUGGUAAGAUAGUUUAACUGUCAGCCCUGUACAGCGUCAUCUUGUCUUCCUACCAGGAAGCAGGCUGGGAGCCAAGGGGAAGGCAGAGGACAGCUAUGAGUGCGUUUCCACGCUUUCCUGGUGGUUUAUGGCAUUCUCCAAACUCCUAUGCAAGGGCUAUUCCUGAUCAAGAAAACCCAAGGAGACCGUCUCUGAAAUCAAGUCCAGAUGAAGAACUAAGAGACAAACACUGAAUAUGGUUUUUGCUCACAGAAUGGAUAACAGCAAGCCGCCCUUGGUGACCCCUACACUUCUGGUGCCCCUUCAAAACCACAGCUGCUCUGGGACAGUGACCCUCCUGCCCAGCCGUGACCUGAUGUCCGAGGAGCGCGGCUGGAGGAGCAACAGCACAGACCUGCGGCAGGGACCGAGGGCCGGGGAAGUGGCCGCCGCCAGCAUUUUCUUUGGGACCCUGUGGUUGUUUUCUCUCUUGGGCAAUUCCCUGGUUUGUCUGGUCAUCCACAGGAGUAGGAGGACUCAGUCCACCACCAACUACUUUGUGGUCUCCAUGGCGUGUGCUGAUCUUCUCAUCAGCGUGGCCAGCACGCCUUUUGUCCUGCUUCAGUUCUCCACCGGGAGGUGGACACUUGGCAAUGCCAUGUGCAAGGUCGUGCGGUAUUUCCAGUAUCUCACCCCAGGCGUCCAGAUCUAUGUCCUGCUCUCCAUCUGCAUGGACCGGUUCUACACCAUUGUCUAUCCUCUGAGCUUCAAGGUGUCCCGGGAAAAGGCUAAGAAGAUGAUUGCAGCCGCGUGGGGCUUGGAGGCGGCCUUUGUGACCCCCGUGUUCUUUUUCUAUGGCUCCACCUGGGACAAUCGUUGUAACCGUUUCCUCCCUCCCUCUUGGGAAGGGACUGCCUAUACAGUCCUCCAUUUCUUGGUGAGCUUCGUGAUCCCAUCCGUCCUCAUAAUCUUGUUUUACCAGAAGGUCAUAAAGUACAUUUGGAGGAUAGGUACUGAUGGCCGAACAGUGAGGAGGACGAUGAACAUUGUCCCAAGGACAAAAGUGAAAACUAUCAAAAUGUUCCUCAUUUUAAAUCUAUUGUUUCUGCUCUCCUGGCUGCCUUUUCACGUAGCUCAGCUGUGGCACCCCCAUGAAAGAGACGAUAAGAAAAGUUCCCUUGUUUUCACAGCCAUCACAUGGAUAGCCUUUAGCUCUUCAGCCUCUAAACCUACUCUGUAUUCAAUUUAUAAUGCUAAUUUCAGGCGAGGAAUGAAGGAGACGUUUUGCAUGUCCUCAAUGAAAUGUUACCGAAGCAAUGCCUAUGCUAUCACCACUAGUUCCAGAAUGGCCAAAAAAAACUAUGUUGGCAUUUCAGAAAUCCCUCCCACGGCCAAAACUAUCACCAAAGACUCAAUCUAUGAUUCGUUUGACAGAGAAGCCAAGGAAAAAAAGCUUGCUUGGCCCAUUAAUUCAAAUGCACCAAAUACUUUUGUCUAAUUUCUCAGAAUUCUUUCAAUUGUUGUUAUGCACCCGAGAUUAAAAAGCUUUA